This is a messenger RNA of Ziziphus jujuba (common jujube), 1516 nucleotides long. Its product is annotated as N6-mAMP deaminase. The record is from RefSeq and is a predicted model, not a curated record. Lineage: Eukaryota; Viridiplantae; Streptophyta; Magnoliopsida; Rosales; Rhamnaceae. The transcript is spliced from 12 exons. Gene Ontology annotation, molecular function: adenosine deaminase activity. Gene Ontology annotation, biological process: inosine biosynthetic process; adenosine catabolic process. Bases 179 to 1279 code for a protein of 366 amino acids.
UAAAAAUAAAAAUAAAAUAGAAGAUUUGGGAGAUCCAUGAAUCAUGAGGGGACCCCCCCACCCCAAGCACAGGAUUGAGGAGAAGAGCUGCUGGACGCUAUUUUAAGAGUGCAAAGCUACUGGGAAAAAGGUAAAGAGCAGAGGCAGUGAUCAAGCAGUGGGAUAGAAAUACAAAGAAAUGGAGCAAUGGCUGUCUGUACCAAAAGUGGAACUACAUGCUCAUCUCAAUGGAUCCGUCAGAGACUCUACUCUGCUAGAACUUGCUAGAGUUUUGGGUGAGAAGGGUGUCAUAGAUUUCUCAGAUGUGGAGCAUGUUAUUAUGAAAGAUGAUCGUUCUUUACACGAAGUGUUCAAGUUGUUUGACCUGAUCCACAUUCUCACUACUGAUCACAAAAUUAUUACCAGAAUUACCAAAGAAGUUGUUGAAGACUUUGCUUCUGAAAAUGUUGUCUAUCUGGAGCUAAGAACAACCCCCAAGAAAAAUGAUUCCAUAGGAAUGACCAAACGUUCUUACAUGGAAGCAGUAGUGGAGGGUCUAAAAGCUGUUAAUGCAGUUGAUAUUAAUUUUAUGCCUCAUGAUGCGGAUGCUGGGGAUUUCAUGGAUUCUCAACAUAUAAAAAGUGGAACAUGUAAUGGGGCUACAAGGAAGAAGAUAUAUGUUAGACUUCUUUUGAGCAUUGAUCGUCGGGAAACCACUGAGGCUGCAAUGGAAACUGUGAAGCUUGCACUUGAACUGAGGCCGAUAGGGGUAGUUGGUAUUGACCUUUCUGGGAAUCCCAUUGUGGGAGAAUGGAGCACAUUUUUCCCAGCAUUAAAAUUUGCUAGAGAACAAGGUCUUUACAUAACCCUUCAUUGCGGAGAGAUACCUAAUCCAAAAGAAAUUCAAGCAAUGCUAGACUUUCUACCCCAAAGGAUUGGCCAUGCCUGCUGCUUUGAAGAAGAAGAAUGGAAAAAGUUGAAGUCGUUAAAGAUUCCGGUCGAGAUUUGUUUGACAUCCAACAUCAGGACUGAUACAAUUUCUUCGCUAGAUGUUCACCAUUUUGCUAAUCUUUAUAAUGUAAAGCAUCCUUUAAUCCUCUGCACUGAUGAUGCUGGGGUGUUUUCUACCAGUCUUUGUGGUGAAUACAGUAUUGCUGCUUCUGCAUAUGGUCUGGGAAGGAGGGAAAUAUAUCAGCUGGCAAAAGAUGCAGUUGAAUUUGUAUUUGCAGAUGAUGAAGUGAAGAAGGAUUUAAGAGAGAUCUUUAAUUCAGCUGCAAAGAUGCUGGAUUUCUUAUUUUGAUUGAAUUUUCUCUAGAUUCUUAGCUUGAUCUUGGUAGAAGCCAUCCCUCUGGACCCAGCUGCUGUGUUGGAUGGCAUAUUGAAAGUAACCAUUUUAGUAAUGCAACAUUGUUGGAAGUAGGAGUUAGGUCUUUUAGAACUAGCAUAUGGAUGAAGACUAAUUAUUGAAAUUUCAAAACUCAAAAGACAAAUUAACUAUUUGUGGAUGGUAAUUCCAUGGUUAGAAAAUUUUCUUUUA